Messenger RNA from Pyrus x bretschneideri (Chinese white pear), 832 nucleotides. RefSeq names its product putative phosphatidylglycerol/phosphatidylinositol transfer protein DDB_G0282179. Gene Ontology annotation, molecular function: sterol binding. Gene Ontology annotation, biological process: intracellular sterol transport. The transcript is spliced from 4 exons. The record is from RefSeq and is a predicted model, not a curated record. Lineage: Eukaryota; Viridiplantae; Streptophyta; Magnoliopsida; Rosales; Rosaceae. Bases 174 to 632 code for a protein of 152 amino acids.
CAAUGAUUGUCUGUUAACAUAUAAACGCAUUUCGGUGGCUGGCAUAAGCAAUUGCACAUAACCCUCCUCCCCUCCUCCUUUUGACACCUUAUCCACCACCACUACCACGACGCCGAUUCUACGUCUAAAUUCCGAUUGCAUUUCUCUUUCUCUGCAAAAAAAAGGGAAAGAUCAUGGCGGUGCUUGCCCACUCGAUUGUGAUUUGCUUCGCCUUCUACCUCCUCCUACCACUCACUCAGUCUACUGAUGUCAAAUAUUGCAGCCUGAAAGAUGAGUACCCUGUGAAGGUCCAGGGAGUCAAAAUAUUGCCUGACCCAGUGGUGAGAGGCAAGCCAGUUACCUUUAGCAUCUCUGCCACAACAGGUCAAACAAUUUCCAGUGGGAAAGUGGUGAUCGAGGUUUACUAUUUUGGGAUACGUGUGCAUGCAGAAACCCAGAAUUUUUGUGAAAAGUUAUCCUGCCCGGUUUCAGCAGGCAACUUUCUGCUUUCUCACACCCAAACCUUACCUGGGAUCACUCCGCCUGGAUCUUACAAUCUGAAGAUGACAAUCAAGGAUGAUAAAAACAAGGAGUUGUCUUGCAUCAGUUUCAACUUCAAAAUUGUCUUGCAGUCGCUGGUGUCUGCUAGUUGAGCACCCAAUGACUACUGCGUUUUAGCGAUUGUUCUUGAUUGGUAUGUAAUUAUAAAACCAAAAUGUGUGUUUCAAGUGUCUUGAUGUUUUGCCAUCUGUAAGGAUCGGGUCGAAUUCCAUCAGUACUGAAUGUGUUUUUGCUAAACAAAACGAUAUUAUGAAUGAAUGUAUAAAAAUAUGAACGUCGCACUUGAUCGAAA